CUGUGAGUUGUAUUCCAUUUUGUUGUUGUUUUGUUUACAAAGUGAUGAAUGGUCUGUAACUGGGCUACAUGAUUCAUUCAUUUUUAGUGUGUUGAGUGCACUACAACUAACCUUUUAACUGGCCCGCACCUUUGUUUUUCCAGCUCAUUACAAAAACAGAGAAAUUAUUUGUGCUUUGUAAAGAAGUAAACUAAAAGUCCUUAUUUCCCUGUUGGAAAUGUCCUUUGGGGUGCCAUCAAAACAAAUACAUGGCACCACGGUAUGUGUGGUAAUGCACAUUGCAAUAAAACAAGAGUUUUACCACAUGUUACAGCAGUGGAAAAAUGCAAAUGGUUCCUUGCAGAUAAGAAGCACAUAUGAAAACCAUUAUUUGACCUACAGGCUGAUGAACUAGUGUCUUCUGGUAUUGGGUCACUGAUAUUUAUUUACAAUAUUUCUCUAAUUGAACAGAUGAAGAGAGUUUGAAUUUCUGGCGAUGAAUACGAGUUCUGUGAUGGAUUUUACCUUCAAGGGGCUCACUGACAACACUCAACUCAACAUUCCAUUGUUCAUAAUAUUUCUUCAUAUUUAUUUUACAACUGUAAUUGGUAAUGUUGGCCUCAUCUCCCUAAAUAUAAUGGACACACAUCUACAUAAGCCCAUGUACUUGUUUCUGAGCAAUCUUUCCUUUGUGGAUCUCACAUAUUCUUCGUCAGUCACCCCUAAAAUGUUAAGGGACUUUUUAAGUACAACCAAGACCAUCUCUUUUCUUGGCUGUGCCAUCCAGAUGUAUGUCUUUGGAUCCUUUGCUACAGUUGAAUGUCUUCUUCUGGGAAUCAUGGCCUAUGAUCGCUAUGUGGCCAUCUGUAUUCCAUUGAUGUAUCAGGUCCACAUGAGUAGUAUCUUGUGUCUCCGAAUGUUGGUUGCUACCUAUUGUGGAGGUUUUUUGAAUUCUCUUGUGCACACAGUUUUCGUUUUCCGUCUUAACUUUUGCACGACCAACAUUAUUGAUCAUUUUUUCUGUGACAUUCCACCGCUCCUUAAGCUGUCCUGUUCUGAUGUGUCCAUGAACUUAGCUGUUCUGAUUAUUUUAGGUGGCCUGGUCACCGCGGGCAGCAUCAUACUGAUCUUUGUCUCCUACACCAACAUUAUACUGGCCAUUCUGAGAAUCCGGUCAACCCAGGGAAGAUACAAGGCUUUUAACACUUGUGCUUCUCAUAUGACUGUUGUCAGUCUUCUAUAUGGAACUGUCCUCUUUAUGUAUUUUCGUCCUUCUACUAGCUAUGCCUUGCAGCAAGACCGGGUUGCUUCUGUGUUCUACAGUAUAGUUAUACCUAUGUUAAAUCCUCUCAUAUAUAGUCUUAGGAAUUCCGAGGUUAAAGAAGCAUUAGGGAGAAUAUUUUAAAUAGUUACUAAUGUUUCCAGGCCCCCUAAACCACUACUGCCAUGCUCUUGUUUGUUUCAUUUUAGAGCAACGUGUCAGUCAUCUGAAAGUAGCCCUC
Rana temporaria (common frog) is the source of this 1481-nucleotide messenger RNA. Its product is annotated as olfactory receptor 1019-like. Gene Ontology annotation, molecular function: olfactory receptor activity; G protein-coupled receptor activity; odorant binding. NCBI's taxonomy places the organism in Eukaryota, Metazoa, Chordata, Amphibia, Anura, Ranidae. The record is from RefSeq and is a predicted model, not a curated record. The coding region runs from base 476 to 1384 and encodes 302 amino acids. Gene Ontology annotation, biological process: G protein-coupled receptor signaling pathway; sensory perception of smell. Gene Ontology annotation, cellular component: membrane. The transcript has a single exon.